GGUUUCUUUUUAUUAUUUUCUAUGUCUAUGAUAUUUGAGUCUAUGUUUAUGGUCAAAAACCGGUUUCUGAUGAUGUGUUUAUUGCAUUUCUGUAGCAUUUGGAUGUGGUGUUCUAUUACCUCAGGAAAAAGAUUAAGCAAGACAAUAUUUUGGAACAGAGGAUUACCACUACUGAUUGUUUAUUUGAUCAAGUCAUGUGGAAUUCGUACAAUCAAUUUUUGAAAUCGGGUUCUAAUCCUUCUAGGAUUGACUUUGAUAAUGUCAUUCCUAGAUACAUGGUUGGUGAGUAUUUGUUUUGUAAUACUCCUUGGGUGCUUACUGACCAUGUUCUUAUGUAUGUCAAUAUUCAAAAGCACAAACAUUGGAUAUUGGUCCAUUUUGACAUCAAGGAGAGGAUGUUGAACAUAUAUAACUCCAUGUCUGGUGCUGUCAACAAGAAACGCGCUUUGGAUCAUGUCAAAGCUUAUUCUUCUAUGCUGCCGUUUUAUUUGGAGUAUCUUGAUGUGUAUUCUUCUAGGCCGGAUCUUAAUUUGGAUCAAGGUCCAUAUUCCGUUGGGAAAAGAGAGCCUUUGAAUUUCAAGUUCAUAGAUGGUCUUCCAAGUCAAGUCAAUAGGGACUGUGGAGUGUUUGUCAUUAAAUUUGCUGAAUUUUUCAUUCGUGGGAAAAUUCAUGACAUUCCAGCUAACAUGUCUGAUUUGGUAGCCGUAUAUAGAGAUGAUAUUGCUGUGAGCUUGUUUAUUCAUGCUAAGAGGAAACAAAUUGGUGGUUAUAUAACGGAUGAUGAAGUGAUGAAAAAGGGCAAGAAAUCAAAGGAUAAGGCAAAUGUCAAAGGGAAGGAUAUUCCAAAGGGAAAGCGCAAAGCGAAAUGAUUUCAAACAAUGUUCUAUAGUUUUUAGUUUUCAGACAAACUGGUUUCAUUUGGUUUUUUCUAUUAUUUUU
This is a messenger RNA of Cannabis sativa, 939 nucleotides long. RefSeq lists its product as uncharacterized. Lineage: Eukaryota; Viridiplantae; Streptophyta; Magnoliopsida; Rosales; Cannabaceae. The record is from RefSeq and is a predicted model, not a curated record. Gene Ontology annotation, biological process: proteolysis. The transcript has 2 exons. The coding region runs from base 195 to 869 and encodes 224 amino acids. Gene Ontology annotation, molecular function: cysteine-type peptidase activity.